CGUGGGUCUCGUGAAGAGGUGCAGACCCCUUCAUGCCGUCAUAAGUGCACGGCCAAGUCGAGAUGCACCAAUGACAGGAUGCUCCCAUCACCACCCCAUUCUCCAAAUGCCAUUGUCGACGCAUCUGGACUGCGUUGAUCCUGGCUGCCCAGCUGGACGAGUCGCUGAAUUCUGUUGUUUGCAUCGAUAAGAGGAGGAAUUGUCGGGGUUGUUGGGGGUAUUUAAGCUGGGAAAUUAGACUCACCGCUAGAUGUGUAGGCGGCAGACGUACUAAUGUGGCAGGUCUGGAGUGUGACAAGCUCAACCAGCCAAUCUAUGCAAGGCAGAGAGACGCUGCGCUGCACCUCAACCAAGCAAGGCAAGCAAGCAAGCUGCCUACUGCAUAAUUUUACCCUUUCCCUUUGAACCCUCGACCCCUCCACCACAACAAUCUAUCCUACACAUAAGCUCUACCUACCCUACUCCCUUCCUACCUUCCUAACACCAACUUCCUCCUCGUCGUCCUCCUCCUUCUCGACAGAGCGCAAACAAAGGGGAGAAGGACGUCCACUGGAAAGGAAGGGUCGCAAUGACACGAGUAAUCGUCUACUCCGCUGCGCUCGUCGCAUUCAUUGCAGGUACGUCACCAGCUUCCCUUGGCCUUCGCGCAUACCACCAAGUACAGCACAACUUCGAUCCACAAGAGACUGACUAACACGUCCGCCCAGCAACCGCAAUGACCUUUGCAUCCAUCUUCAUUCCCGACUGGAUCACCUACACUACCACCACCGCCCCCUCAACGCCCUCCUCUCCCUCGCACACCUUCACCAAAGUAAUCGGUCUCCACCGGAGCUGCGAAAGCGAACAUGGCUGUGCCCACUUCCCCACAGUCGAGGACUGCUCCGGCACCGAUCGGUAUUUCUGCUCCAUGUGGCGAUCCGUGGGCUUUCUAAUGUCCUUUGCGGCGGUGUUGGAGCUGGUUACGCUGGUGGCCUAUUUGGUCGUCAUCAAUGGGGGCAAGCAGAAGAGAGAAGCGGGGUGGAAGGUUUUGUCCUUCCUGCUGGUACUGGUGGGGGUGGUGCAGUGUGCCAGUAUGGCUAUUGUGGUAUGUUCCACCACGUUCACCUCCUUGUUUUUGGUGGGGUGGACGAGAAUUGCCGUUCUACAGUGUUGGGGCUAUUCGUGCUAAUGUGUGUGGGUUUGGUGACAGGCCUACUUGUUUGACAACGAUGAUCGAUUUUUCGUUGGCUGGCAGCUCGACAAGAGUUUUAUUCUUGUCACUGUUAGCUGGAGUAUUGCGAUCCUUUCGGCGGGCUUUAUAUCCUUAUCCGCGUUCGUAUUUCCGGAAGAGGGCGAUUAUGAACUUAUUCCACCAAGUGAGAACGAGAUGUAUCGAUGAGAUUUUGUUGUUGUUCAAAGUUACGAGUGAUGGUUGAUGGUUGGUGAUUAUGGAGAGAUGUCUUUGCAUUUUAUGGCGUUUGAAGGACGGAAAUUGAUUGAAGGGGGGGUACAGUACACAUGUGAGUUUUUAUCGUGGAUGGAGGGUGAUAUAAAAUUGGGUUGUCUUUCAUUUGAAGGCUGGAAGAUGGAUGGGAAAGGAUCAUAAUCCGUCCGCCAAUCCAAGGGGUAUUUCCUAUUCGUUGAAAUUCUGAAGGUGGAUGUCGGAACGUUUUUCGCUAUAGCAUAUGGUUAUUUUCCUUCAGUUGGCAGAUUCCUUCUCGCAUUGCAGAAUCAUACCCCUUGGGAUACGGUUGUGUUUUGUUGGCUUUUGGUCUCACCAAGCAUCUGUCCUAUUGUUCUUCGGUACCUUCGCCUUUCUUGAUUUCGAGUCUGGGAUUUUUGGAGCAUAGCGAUUGCAUGUU
Molecule: messenger RNA, 1841 nt
Organism: Hymenoscyphus albidus
Lineage: Eukaryota; Fungi; Ascomycota; Leotiomycetes; Helotiales; Helotiaceae
Source: the annotation of a GenBank genome assembly